AUGCAUUUGUACACACCACCACAAAGUACAGACAUGGAACCAUGGCUAGACGAUCUCUCCGACGACCUCCAAAGCAUGAGCUUCAACUCCACCAACACCAACACCACCACAACAACCACCGACAUCAACCGCUCCACUUCCUCCGGCUCCGAAACCACCUGGACGGCCAUUUCCUCCUCCACCCACUACGGCCCACCCAUCACCAAUAAACCCCACACCACCCCCUCCGGCGACCCCUGCUGGGACUCUAUCCGCCGAGCCAAAUCUACCUCCCCUUCCAACCCUCUCUCCCUAUCCGACCUCCGCUUCCUCUGUCGCCUCGGCUCCGGCGACAUCGGCUCCGUCUACUUAGCCGAACUCAAAUCGGCCGAGACCACCGGAGCAUUGUUCGCCGCCAAGGUCAUGGACAAGAAGGAACUUGCGAGCCGUAAUAAGGAGGGAAGAUCGAGGACAGAGAGGGAAAUUCUCGAGAUGUUGGACCACCCAUUUUUGCCCACGCUUUAUGCGACCUUAGAGUCCCCUAAAUGGUCGUGUCUUCUGACGGAGUUUUGUCCCGGCGGCGACCUCCAUGUUCUCCGGCAACGUCAGCCAUGUAAACGCUUCCCUGAAUCUGCCGUCAGGUGCGCAGUUUAG
Ilex paraguariensis (yerba mate) is the source of this 633-nucleotide messenger RNA. NCBI's taxonomy places the organism in Eukaryota, Viridiplantae, Streptophyta, Magnoliopsida, Aquifoliales, Aquifoliaceae. The record is from the annotation of a GenBank genome assembly.